GGAAGAAAGUAGGGAGCGCGCAGUUACUCGCGAGUUGCGAAUUAUUGUGUUCGAUGUCCCUUAGUCAGUCCCUCAGUUGCUAUCGAACGUUCGGUGGGAAACGACUUCCGAAAUUCUCUAUAGUUUAAAAUGGUGCGUGAUACGAACAUGGAAAAACUCCAAGACCUUGCGACCAGGCUUCGUAUUCAAUGUAUUCAAGCAACUGAGGCAUCAAAAAGCGGACAUCCAACAUCAUGUUCUUCUAUGGCAGAGAUUAUGUCCGUUUUAUUCUUUCACACAAUGCGUUACAAAGUAUCGGCACCGCGUGAUCCAAGCAGUGACAGGUUUAUACUGAGCAAAGGUCAUGCAGCACCUAUUCUUUAUGCAGCAUGGGCCGAAGCAGGACUUUUCCCAGCAAGUGAAUUAUUAAAUUUAAGAAAAAUUGAUAGUGACUUGGAAGGACAUCCUACUCCAAGACUAAACUUUGUUGAUGUGGGGACUGGUUCUUUGGGACAGGGCCUUUCAGUUUCUGCCGGAAUGGCCUACGUAGGAAAAAAUUUUGACAAAGCAAAUUAUCGCGUAUAUUGUUUAAUUGGUGAUGGAGAAGCAGCUGAAGGUUCAGUAUGGGAAGCACUUCACUUUGCUUCUUACUAUAAGUUGGAUAAUCUUUGUGCUAUCUUUGAUAUUAACCGUCUGGGUCAAAGUGAACCAACAUCUCUUCAACAUAAUAUGGAAGUCUAUCGCAAAAGACUUGAAGCUUUUGGUUUCAAUGCAUUGGUGGUUGAUGGUCAUGACGUAGAAGAGUUGGCCAAGGCCUUCCAUGAAGCACAAAAUACAAAAGGGCGACCUACUGCCAUUCUAGCAAAGACGUUUAAGGGCAAAUAUUUCCCUAAUAUUGAAGAUCAAGAAAAUUGGCACGGAAAGCCACUUGGCAAUAAAGCAAACGAAGUCAUUCAACAUUUGACUGGAAUGUUGAAAAAUCCAGGUCCUUUAGGAUUGCAUCCUCAAAAACCAUUAGUCAACGAUGCUCCAGCCGUAGAUCUUAGUAAUAUUAAAUUAGCAUCGCCUCCGAACUACAAAUUAGGAGAACAAGUUGCUACCAGAUUGGCUUAUGGUACUGCUUUAGCUAAGCUGGCAAAGAACAAUCCUCGCGUCGUUGCUCUGGAUGGAGACACAAAGAACUCUACGUACGCAGAGAAAAUCAAGACAGUUGACCCAACUAGAUUUAUCGAAGGGUUUAUUGCUGAGCAGAAUGUUGUAGGAGUAGCAAUCGGUGCAGCAUGCAGAGACAGAACAGUCGCAUUUGUAUCUGCGUUUGCUACUUUCUUCACUCGUGCCUUUGAUCAGAUUCGAAUGGGCGCUAUUUCACAAACGAAUGUCAAUUUCGUUGGUUCUCAUUGCGGUGUUUCGAUCGGAGAGGACGGCCCUUCGCAAAUGGGUCUGGAAGAUAUAGCUAUGUUCCGUACAAUUCCUGGUUCUACCGUCUUUUACCCAUCCGAUGCUGUUUCUGCGGAACGUGCCAUUGAAUUAGCAGCUAAUACAAAGGGUAUUUGUUUCGUACGCACAUCUCGUCCUGCCACGGCAGUUAUAUAUGAAAACGAAGAACCUUUUGCCAUUGGCAAGGGCAAAGUGGUUAAAUCUUCUCCUAAAGAUCAAGUUCUCGUGGUUGGAGCUGGUGUAACUUUGUACGAAGCACUUAAAGCUGCUGAUGAAUUAUCUAAAGUAGGAGUAAAUGUUCGAGUGAUCGAUCCAUUUACAAUUAAACCACUUGAUGCUCAAUUGAUUGUAAAGAACGCCAAAGAAGUUGGAGGUAGAAUCGUUACUGUUGAAGAUCAUUAUGCGGAAGGUGGUCUAGGGGAAGCAGUUCUUUCGGCGGUUGCUCUGGAAAGAAAUGUUGUAGUUAAGAAGCUAGCUGUUACUGAAGUACCACGUUCUGGCCCUCCAAAUGUGUUGUUGGAUAAAUAUGGAAUUAGUGCAAGCAAAAUUGUUGCUGCGGUUCAAGAAAUAUUGAAAUUGUAAUCGUAGUGAUUAUAUAAAGGUACUGGUAUCGUUUUGAUGUUAAAGAAAUUACACAAAAUCAACUGCCAUAUCGAUAUGUACGCAAAGCUACAUAAUAUUUUGAAAAACACAUAUAUGAGGAAAACAGUGCAUUCCGUUUGUAAGCAUUUACCGUACGUUUAAAACGUCGAAAAUUUUGUUCUUGUUAUUAUAUUAGAGAAGAUGGUAGAAAAAGAUUGUUCUUCUUUGUACAUAUACGUUUCAAAAGAAAAAUAUUAGACUUGAAAAUUGUAUCAAAUUUUGAUACUGAAGAAAUAUAAUUUUAUAUGAAAGUUUGAUACGUAUACUGUUUAUAGAUUAACACUAUUUUGGAAUUAUCAUUCUACACAUAAGUAAAUAGAUAUAUCUGCAACAAGAAUUUUUUAUUAACUUUAUCGAUACCUACUACCUCAGGCGCACAAUUUUUUGAUGUUAAAUGUUAUAUUAAAUACAAAUAAAAGUUUUAUGAGGACGUAAA
Messenger RNA from Bombus impatiens (common eastern bumble bee), 2494 nucleotides. RefSeq names its product transketolase-like protein 2. Bases 130 to 1998 code for a protein of 622 amino acids. Gene Ontology annotation, molecular function: transketolase activity; thiamine pyrophosphate binding. Lineage: Eukaryota; Metazoa; Arthropoda; Insecta; Hymenoptera; Apidae. The transcript has 8 exons. The record is from RefSeq and is a predicted model, not a curated record.